Macrosteles quadrilineatus (aster leafhopper) is the source of this 1083-nucleotide messenger RNA. RefSeq lists its product as uncharacterized. NCBI's taxonomy places the organism in Eukaryota, Metazoa, Arthropoda, Insecta, Hemiptera, Cicadellidae. The record is from RefSeq and is a predicted model, not a curated record. The transcript has 4 exons. Bases 162 to 554 code for a protein of 130 amino acids.
UGAUUUUCAUAGUGGUUUUUUGCAGCAUUAUAAACCUAAAUUUGGCAGCUCUUAUUUUAAUUGGAACAAAGGAAGUUCAUGUUGAAAAGCUGUUUCAAUGUCCGGGAGUAAACACCUCCAUCGUUCUGAACAAUGCGCUUCUGAACUAUCAAAAAACGGUGAUGAACGUGAACGCACAGUUUACAUUGAAGCGACCUGUUGGUGGCAAAAUUGAUAUGAUACUGGAGUUGACCAAAUGCCAGAUAAAAGGAGAAGACACAUGUGAAUUCAACUCUCGACACAGAGUGAUACUCGACUGUAAACAGCUGCACGAUAAGAACAAGAUGUGGACCGAGUUUGUGGAGCACAUCCAGGGAUUGUCCGACAAAUGUCCAGUCGCCGUGGGUACUUAUAACAUGACUGACGCUCCGUUUUCACUCAAAAACAUGGAGCGGCUGCCACUGCAGACAGGCUACUGGAAAAUCUCAUCCAACGGCUACCAACGGAAACAGCUGAUUUUCUGUGUAGAAGCCGAGGUCGACAUUCAGAUGCAACGCAAGCGGAAACUAGGAUGAACAUUUUAAGGCACCAAAAUUAUCAAAUCAUUUACUAUAAAUUAUUUAUUAUACACAUACCUUGUUAUGUACAGUUACAAUCAUAAAUGCAACACCCACUGGCUACCUAGUCAGUCAAUGCAAGGUGGGCUCGACCUUAGUAAACUGUCUUUUCUCAAUACUAUAAAGAAUAUAAAACAUAACAAUAAACACAGCUGAAGAGGCACUCGAUACUAUGUACAUAAGUUUGACAAUAAAUAAUUUGUUAUAUACAAUCAGAUAUGCUUUUCAUAAUAAAAUAAAGCUUUCCUAAGUUUGGUGGGGAAAAUAAUGUUCGAUAUUUAGCGAUUGCAAAACCAUCCAAAGUUAGAGAACAUUGAAAUUAUAAAUUUUGCAAACACUUACCACACAGAGAACUAGUUAUUGCUCACAUUUAAUAGAAAGACUGAAAAAGGCGACAUAAAUGGCAAUAAAACUGUUUUGAGCAACUACUAAACAAUUUGUAAUCUAGGUAAGACCUAAGUUAAUACAUUAGUAGAAAUAAUAUUUA